This is a messenger RNA of Cicer arietinum (chickpea), 2085 nucleotides long. Its product is annotated as 3-deoxy-manno-octulosonate cytidylyltransferase, mitochondrial. The record is from RefSeq and is a predicted model, not a curated record. Lineage: Eukaryota; Viridiplantae; Streptophyta; Magnoliopsida; Fabales; Fabaceae. Gene Ontology annotation, cellular component: cytosol. Gene Ontology annotation, molecular function: 3-deoxy-manno-octulosonate cytidylyltransferase activity.
UCAUACCAUAGACUAAAUUAAUACUAUACCCAUUUUCUCAUUAUAGUCCCUGAACAAAUAUCUCUUUCAACCUUUAAAUCAAACACCGUGUGUGCUUCUUGGAUCUUGCUAUCCUUGCAAAGCCUUGAGAUGAAGAAAUUCCAGUGUUUCAUUUCCAAACUAAAACUAGUACAUGCAAUCCAAAUUCAACAUUCAUUCCAAAUUUGACAUUCAGUGAUAUUCAAAUUUGCUAUCCUUUCAAACCGAAUAAAACAUGCUUGAGAUUUGGUUGUUUUGCCUUUUUUGUUGGAUCAUGCUUUUUGGUAGAAUUCAAUGGUUGUGGUUACUCGUUGUUGCCGAGAAUUUCAAUCUUAUGAUGACUUCGAUUUUCCUAAUUUGAAAUUCUCUAUUUUCAAGCUUUUGAGUGGUAAUUAACAGUGCAUAAAUUAACAGUAACAAAAUGGAGGAUAAAUGGUGAGAGGGAAAAAAAGGGGGCUGAUAUGGAGGAGCCGCCAGUUGAGUACGGGGACAGAGUCACGGUGGUGGUAGCAGUGAUGCUGAACUGUGACCGACAGAAAAAGGAAAACAUUAUUCAGUGUUGAGGGUGCACCAAAAGAUCUCGUGGAAUCUCUCAAUCCAAUGACUAUUAAUUGUGUUCCAGCAUGAGGCACUUGUUUAGUGGUCCACCUUAGACACCACCCAUAAAACAUGAGGAAUUACUUUAACAUAAAUAGACAGAUCUGAAAAUAUUGUCCACUUUGCCACUGUCCCCUUCUCUCCUUAAAGACUUUUCGUGCCAUGGCAAUUUGUUCUUCACCCUCAUCUUCUUCUUCAUCAUCUUCUUCAUCCUCGUAUGAUUCUUCCAACAACUCGAAGUCAUUGAUCAUCCAUGGCAUUGUUGCUGGAGUCGCAGUUGCAGCUGCUGUCGGUGCUCGCACUUACCUGACUCGAUUCAACAAAUUCCGUAGCCGGGUCGUAGGCAUCAUACCCGCUCGAUUUGCUUCGUCACGGUUCUCUGGAAAGCCUCUCGUUCAAAUUCUUGGCAAGCCUAUGAUCCAGAGAACAUGGGAAAGAGCAAAGCUGGCAGCUUCAUUGGAUCAUGUCGUUGUGGCAACUGAUGAUGAAAAGAUUGCUGAUUGCUGUCGCCAAUUCGGUGCAGAUGUCAUAAUGACAUCAGUGUCUUGCCGAAAUGGUACUGAGCGCUGCAAUGAAGCACUACAGAAGCUCGGGAGAAAAUAUGAUAUUGUUGUAAACAUUCAGGGUGAUGAGCCACUUGUUGAACCUGAAAUAAUAGACGGUGUUGUCAAAGCUUUGCAGGCAGCUCCAGAUGCUGUGUUUAGCACUGCCGUUACGUCUUUAAAGCCUGAAGAUGCUCUUGAUCCAAACAGAGUGAAAUGUGUGGUUGAUAAUCGUGGUUAUGCCAUUUAUUUUUCACGAGGGUUAAUCCCAUUCAAUAAGUCAGGGAAGGUCAAUCAACAGUUCCCUUAUUUGCUUCAUCUUGGGAUUCAGAGCUACGAUACAAAGUUUCUAAAGAUAUACCCAGAUCUUCAACCUACUCCAUUGCAACUUGAGGAGGAUUUGGAGCAGCUUAAAGUCCUUGAGAAUGGCUAUAAGAUGAAGGUAAUAAAGGUCGAUCAUGAUGCCCAUGGUGUUGACACCCCUGAAGAUGUUGAAAAAAUAGAAGCUCUAAUGCGUCAGAGGAACUUGUCUUGAACGUGUAGUUAUAGCAGUGAAUCCAUCGAAAUUAUAAAUUAUUAAAACGAGAAGCAACCGACAAGGAAGGCUUGUAUUCUUUUUUAAGCAAUGCUAUAUAAUAUGAAAGAUGAUGAUGCACACGAGUGUAACAAUUUGAUCUAUAAUGUUACAUUUAUGGAUGGGCAUUAGGACUAGAAAUUCAUGUACACAUGUAUAUGGGAGAAAGAAAAAUUUAUUUACACAUAUAUUAUCUUAGAAAAAUAGCAGUUGCACUUGCAUGAUAUUUUGAUUCGUAGUGUUAGUUAAAAGCUUGUAAGAAAUUGAUUUCUAUUGUUUGUAGGGCUGUGGUAUUGCAUAUAAUUCAUGUAAGACUAAUAUUAAUAAUGUUGAAUUCUGAAUAAUUAUGUUGAA